GUGACAACUGAUUCGUACAAAAUGGCAACCCGACGCCUUGGGAAUUUGUGUGCUGAUAAAACUGUAUUUUUCUUAUGUGACAUGCAAGAGCGAUUUCGUAAUGCCAUCAAAUAUUUUCCAGAAAUAACAGAAGUAGCAUCAAGGCUUGUACAAGCUUCAAAGCUCCUAAAUAUUCCUUUGAUAGUGACUGAACAGUAUCCAAAAGGACUAGGAAGCACUGUAACAGAAUUAGAUAUUUCACAUGCGGCAGGAACAUUUCCAAAAACCAAGUUUAGUAUGGUUUUACCAGAGGUAGAGACCCAACUACAGAGCUUAUGUUCUAACGAUGUUCAACAUAUUGUACUGUUUGGUAUUGAGACCCAUGUAUGUGUCCAACAGACAGUGAUAGAUCUCCUGAACAAAAAUUAUGAAGUGCAUAUAGUGGCAGACGCCUGUUCAUCAAGAUCACAAACAGACAGAGUAUUUGCAUUAGAGAGAUUUCGUCACAUGGGUGCUACAGUAACAACCAGCGAGGCUGUACUACUACAGUUAAUAGGAGAUAAAGAUCAUCCACAGUUUAAAGCUAUCCAGGGUCUUAUAAUGAAAAGCGCUCCUGAUACAGGACUAGUAAAACUUUAACACUAAAACAAGGAACUUUUAUAUGUAAAUAAUAAUAAUUAUGUAGAAAAAAGUGUCAUUCUGAACAUUAAUCAUGUUUACCUUGUCUGUGAAUAAGAACAAUGCAUCCUUUUGUUUCCAUACUAUUGUUAGUGAUUUUAUUACUUUUUUUGUGAAAUGCAUUUGUAUAGUUUACUGCAGAGCAGUUGAACACAAAUCAAUGUAUAAGCAACAUAUGUGUCACCAGCAGUAAUCAUCGAUUUCAAAAAGUUGCUGGCACAACAAAAAGUGAAUUUUUCGACAGCACCACUUUUCACCUGCAUAUUGUGAUGAUCAAAUUAACACACAAAGAGUGAGAUAAAAGGUGUGAAGAGAGUAUAAUAUAGACAUCAUCAAUUCAUAUUUUGACAAAUAACAACUUAUAAAGUGUCUUUUUACUCAAUUAGUGUAAUUCAUUUCAUGUGAUAAAUCAUUUAUAGUAUAUAGAAUUGUUUUGGUAAAUAUAAUUCAUACAGUCACA
Molecule: messenger RNA, 1117 nt
Organism: Mytilus trossulus (common blue mussel)
Lineage: Eukaryota; Metazoa; Mollusca; Bivalvia; Mytilida; Mytilidae
Product: isochorismatase domain-containing protein 1-like
Exons: 5
Coding region: 22-618 (198 amino acids)
Cellular component (GO): cytoplasm
Source: RefSeq, a predicted model, not a curated record